Messenger RNA from Gymnogyps californianus (California condor), 2040 nucleotides. It is a transcript of the gene REXO4, whose product is annotated as REX4 homolog, 3'-5' exonuclease. NCBI's taxonomy places the organism in Eukaryota, Metazoa, Chordata, Aves, Accipitriformes, Cathartidae. Bases 41 to 1297 code for a protein of 418 amino acids. Gene Ontology annotation, molecular function: nucleic acid binding; 3'-5' exonuclease activity. Gene Ontology annotation, biological process: DNA catabolic process; rRNA processing. The record is from RefSeq and is a predicted model, not a curated record. Gene Ontology annotation, cellular component: nucleus. The transcript is spliced from 8 exons.
UUUCCCCGCUCCGGCGGCCCCGUGGAGGAGGUCGGGCCGCAUGGCGAAGCAGAGCCCCGCGGAGCCCGAGGCGGCGGGGCCGAGCGCCUCGGCCGGCAGGAAGGGCAGGAGGAGGAGGAGGAGGAAGGUCUGGAGCGGCCGCGGGGAAGCGGCGACGGAGGCCGCGCCGAAAGGCCCCGACAUGGCGGCGGCAGCUCCCCCCCGCAGCCCCCGGGAGUUCUCCUCCAACUGGAAGGCGCUGCAGGAGCUACUGAAACAAAAGGCAAAUAGCCCCAACGACUCCCUCUCUACAUGUCAAACCUACACCAAAAAGAAGCAUCCACUCAAAGCGGGAAAUAGCCAAGAAGUUCCAGCUAUUAAUGGGAACGGGAAUGCGGUAAAGGCCAAAUCCACAAAUAAAAUGGACAAUGGUUCUGCUAAAGACAAUCCUCCUUUGGCUAAGCCAAAAUCCAAGAGGGUUGUAAUGGAUAAGAAUUUAAAUGGCACCAAAAGCAAUGGAAAAGGCUGCAAAGAAAAAAAGAAAAAUGGCAGUAUUUUAAAGGAGAAAGGUGAUAUAAAACAUGAGAGGAGGAAAGCUGAAGAACAUGUGGAGCAGCAACCCAAAGAGGCUGAAAUCUGGUUUGAUGACGUUGAUCCAAAAGAUAUUGAAGCAGCAAUAGGACCUGAAGCAGCAAAAAUUGCUAGAAGAAAUCUGGGACUUGAAACAGGCCAGUCCAAACAGUCUGUGGAGCAGGUGCUGGUUAAAGAAAAGGCUUCUGAAGGGCUGACACGAGCUGUAGCCAUGGACUGUGAGAUGGUGGGAGUGGGACCCAAGGGUGAAGACAGUAUUGUGGCUCGUGUGUCCAUCGUGAACCAAUUUGGAAAGUGUAUUUACGACAAGUAUGUCAAGCCUACAGAAGAGGUGACUGAUUACAGAACAGCUGUUAGUGGCAUACGCCCUGAGAAUAUAAAUACAGGUGAAGAUUUUAAAACAGUUCAGAAGGAGGUCGCUGACAUCUUGAACGGAAGGAUUUUAGUUGGACAUGCUUUACGCAAUGAUCUAAAGGUCCUAUUUCUUGAUCAUCCUCAGAAGAAGAUACGUGACACACAAAGAUACAAACCUUUCAGACAGAGAGUCAAGAAUGCACGGCCAUCAUUGAAACUGCUCUGUGAGAGACUGCUAAACGUUGAAGUGCAGACAUCAGAGCACUGCUCGAUUCAGGAUGCACAAGCAGCUAUGAGGCUGUACACCUUAGAGAAAAAGAAAUGGGAAGCUGCUGUUAAGAACAAAUCUAACAACAAAAAUUGCAGAACUUGAAUGGUUUUUAUCUGCAGCAUUUGCUGGUUUCAUGUCACAUUCCAGGGCAAAUUUAGAGAUAACUCAGAACUGACAGCAGCUACUUCAUAAAAUCAAUCAAAAGACAAUACUUCCUAACCUGGUGUGUGAAUGCUGCCAUACAGGAAUACUGCUAGUACUGCUAGUAUCCCCUUUCUAGAUGGUACCUAUGCCUAAUGCCUACUACUGUGUUUACACAAUACUUGUAACAAAUGCCAGCAUUUGUGAAGUACUUCAUCAGUUCAAUUUCUGCAAAGAAAAUAUACACUGAAUAAGUUAAAAAAAAGUGGUUUUAAAUUACAAUAGAUGAAGGAAGAAACUGUCAUUGCUUUGCUGAAACUCCCAAGACUAAAAUCUUUAUUUCAAAUAUUUUAAAGUCUACAAAGUACGGCAAAUUCUUAAUUAUUGCUGUUAGUCUCACAGUUGUGGUACCUAAAUCAACAGAAUAUAUAACUUUAUAUAUUAUUAAUGGCCCAAUAUUAAUCUUUCUGGUGAGAAAAAUCUUAAAAUAUUUCUGAAGGAUCCAAGCUUUUAUAUCUGACCCAGAAGUGUACAAGUCUUGUUCUUACACAAAAAGUUUUUCUUUUACUUCUGCAGUUUCAAAAGCGUUGCAUCCACAAGGGUCAUUAUCUCCUGGAGAGAAAUGUGAGAGUUGUCAAAUACAAGAUUACUUUGUUGCUUCACUUAUUUUUAUAUUCCUUUAUUAAUAAAAACAGUGUCUAACA